AUGGGCGUCAUGCGUCUCCCUCGCCCGACGGGCAUCUACGUCCCCAACUCGCCCACUCGAAGCCUCACCAACGAUAUGAUCUCCCCGCCACUCUCACCUGAGUUUACCUUCGACGCCGACACCGUCAUCCCCUCCAUCAUGCCCGCCCUCGAAUACAUCUCCUCCAAACUCCAACAAAGAAUGAUGCACGUCACACUCCUAGUCGGACGCGGGAAACCAUUCCCGACCGGCCAAGCAUCCGAUCUAAUGAUCAUCCCGAUCACCCCGCUGGACCCAGCCUCAUGGCGAGUCCUCGAACGGGCCAUCUCCAAGAGCGCAAAGAAAUUCUCCCUCGGCCAAAGCUGGACCGACGCCCUCAACCGCAGCCAGUACGAGCGCCAGGCCAACGAGUACCUCGUGCAGCAGUCGAUCCUACAGAAUGAGGUCGUCUUCAGCCAGGAAGGGCUGACCCUGCUCAACAUGGACCGCAUCUACACAUUCAAGCGCCGCCUGUGCAUUCUGUCCAACCGCCCGUUCUCGCGCUCCGACGGCCAGUCCAUGACCUCGUGCGUCCAGCUGCUGCACCGGCUCAUCGUCGACUUCCAGGGGCGACCGUUCAGCAAGGCCUUUUUUCACCGCGUCUAUGAGCAGCUCGAUGUCUCCGACGAGUUGCUGACUGCUGUCGCUACCGCUUAUAAGAACGUCCACAAGCAAGAGGCCAUCAUCUUGCCCCCGCGCGCUAAGGCGGAGCAUUCAAGAAAAUCACCUAUCCGCUCUGCCCGUGUGCGUCGACAACCCCCGCCUGCUAAGUCGAGUGUGGCUGUCAAGUCGGGCGUCCCUGUCAAGGCGGGUGUGCCUGCCAAACGUGGUCCCAAGACGCCCUUGUCGGCGUCUGAUGUCACCCCAAUCACGAGAAAUGAGUGGAACAUUCUUGUCAGCCAAGACAUCCGCCAGUUGCAGCCGACUGUCACCAAGUGGACGCCCUCGCCGACGGUGCUGGCAGUUGCGUGA
This is a messenger RNA of Penicillium alfredii, 990 nucleotides long. RefSeq lists its product as uncharacterized. Lineage: Eukaryota; Fungi; Ascomycota; Eurotiomycetes; Eurotiales; Aspergillaceae. The record is from RefSeq and is a predicted model, not a curated record. The transcript has a single exon. The coding region runs from base 1 to 990 and encodes 329 amino acids.